Molecule: messenger RNA, 1224 nt
Organism: Theileria parva strain Muguga
Lineage: Eukaryota; Apicomplexa; Aconoidasida; Piroplasmida; Theileriidae
Exons: 2
Coding region: 1-1224 (407 amino acids)
Source: RefSeq, a predicted model, not a curated record
AUGACUGAAUUUAAGAAGAUACUGUUUUGUUAUUUCCUAGUAUUGACUAGUUGCAACUGUGUAAGGUUUACAAAUAAGGGUUUCAGGUAUUCUAUGGUUAAUAAUAAAUACUCCAGUGGCGAGCGUUUAUUGGAUGAGAGUGGUGUGUACUUUAAGAAUCUGUUAAAAGAUCGAGUUAACGUGGAAGGCGUCAAGGACUCUGACUUAAAGUAUUUUGAAAAUGUUAAAAAUCAACUAGCCAGUUACUACUCCUUAACUCUUCUCAACUAUGUCUCCAGUAAGUUCAAAAGCAUUGAUUUUUUAUUCGACACCAGUAACAUUGAUAAGAGUAACCCAGAUAAAACUAAUGGUAAAACCAAUAACACUAAUAUUACUACCACCACUGGUAAUGAUAAAGAGGUUAAGAGUGAACAAAAAGAACCUGAUAAUCAAAUGAGCACUAGAGUCGAUAUGAAUGAGGAUAUGGUUAAAUUAUGUAAAAUAUACGAAAGCUCUGUAGUGAGCACUUUACUACUAUAUUUACAGUUAACGGAAGAUGCUUUAAAUAAGAACUCAAACCAGUUGUUUGAGGAUGAGAGAAUGAGGAUGUUUGUGGAGCUGUACAACAGUCUGUAUAAUAAGAUCUACUCCGUAGUAAAUUUGAAUGUAAAUAACUUGAAGAUAUACUACAUUAACCUCUUCUUCAAGGACCCAACCAAUAACCCUGUUACACUAGUGGUUGGAAACUACAGUAAGAACCUCGGCUCCUUAAUCCCAAACAUCCUCAAGUUUAAUAACUUGAACUCCCUCUUGGGUUUUUAUAACAUAAAGUUAAAGGUUAGUUCUGAAAACGAGAACUUAGCCCUUAGCAAAAACGCCUUGCUGUACGAAUUAAAUUUAAUUUUAACAAAUAUUCAAAAACACGCUAAGUCGGAAGCAGACAACAAUUAUGGCAAGUCUGGCGCAAAUAAAGACUUGAUGAAGGUAAUUUCAAAACAGCAGAAGAAAAUAGAGAGAUACAAUAAUAUAAUUAGUAAGAAGGCCGGCGGGUCCCGUUUAACGUAUGUGUUCACUUAUCGCAUCCCACACACCAACUUAACACUAACUACUUCACACAUCGAUAAAACGAACAAUGUCGAGCUGUGCUGCAUUCCUGAUAAUCGGUCACAUCUCUUGGGGAGUAACGGAUUCGUGAAGGGACUACCAUACGGAAACUUGGGAAUCGACUUUAAUAUAACUUUUUAA